Molecule: messenger RNA, 793 nt
Organism: Fimicolochytrium jonesii
Lineage: Eukaryota; Fungi; Chytridiomycota; Chytridiomycetes; Spizellomycetales; Powellomycetaceae
Exons: 4
Coding region: 96-659 (187 amino acids)
Source: RefSeq, a predicted model, not a curated record
CUUUCCUGCACCUCAUAUUCAACCGAAUAUCGCGAGACUCGUCCUGGUUCACGCUCAAAGAUAUCAAAGCCAAACGCUCCCGCAUCCGCGAGCUCAUGGACAACUACGAAAUGGAGUACUGGACCCCCAAACUCGAACAAAAACUCGAACAACAAGACCAACAGAGGAGGGACGAGAAACGCCGCAUGAUCCACGAGAACAAACAAGCUACUGCUGCCCGAGCCGCUGGGCUGACACACAAAGAGAAGCUGAAGCGGCACGAGAAAGAGCAAACGGAGGAAGACGGCGAAUAUGAUCCGCGGUUUCCGAGAGCCCAGCCGCGACCCUCCGCGACGAGCACCGCAUCCAUGCCUGCCGCCGGAACAGCGGGUCUGCCUUCUGGAAAACUGAAUCUGAACGCACGGUUUCAGAAAUAUUGGGCUAGCAAAGAAGCGGCGGAGAAAGCAUUGGAAGCCGAAGAAGCACCAGCACGGCAAGAAGCGGAAGAAGCUGAAGAAGCUGAAAGAGCAGAAGCAGGACGAGCAGAAGCAAAAGAAGCACCCAGCAUGGAGCUGUCUCAGACCGCGGGCGAGAAGAAACGUAUUGACCUUGCGGAGUAUCGGAUGCAGAAGGCGGAGCGAGCUAAACGAACGAGUCUAGGCUCUACAAUUGCGUCUUAAACUGUCGUAAUCACCGGCCGUUACGCACAUGCUUCUGUCCACCCACGAAAAGUGACCGGUUGGGGUUUGCGUGGUGGUUUGCACGUUGAGUAACGCGGCGUGCAAAACGAGCGAGUAUGUGUGUAGAGCGUGCG